AUGGUCUGUGGGAACUCCACCACCACCAGCAUGUGCGCUGGUCGAAGACCUGCAGGAGCAGCUAAAGAUGUAAUGGAAGAAUCAGUAACAGAAGAUGACAAGAAGAGAAACUAUGGAGGGAUAUAUGUUGGCCUACCACGUGAAGCUGUCAAUAUGGUGAGCAGCCAAACAAAGACUAUAUGA
Choloepus didactylus (southern two-toed sloth) is the source of this 183-nucleotide messenger RNA. Its product is annotated as overexpressed in colon carcinoma 1 protein-like. The record is from RefSeq and is a predicted model, not a curated record. Lineage: Eukaryota; Metazoa; Chordata; Mammalia; Pilosa; Megalonychidae. The coding region runs from base 1 to 183 and encodes 60 amino acids. The transcript has a single exon.